GUUCGGUGUCAGCCGUCGUUGGUGUCGGACGCGUGUCGCGCUCUAGCCAGUCCAGUUACGAAAAUAACGUUGCGCGAGGGUUAGCAGUGUUAUUGUGGUGACAAAAUUAAGUGUUGACUAAGCGGUGUCCGUUUGAUGUUCGCUUUUAUAGCCGUUUCACUGGAUUUUCCGUUUUAUGUAAAAGUGUAAGUAGAAGUGACGUGUAGUGUUCACCAGUGGCAACAGUGAGUGUUAGUGAACAGUUAACAAAUAUGUUGUCAAAAUGAAGCUGUGGAAAAGCUUGAAGAUCUCUAUUGGCAAUCGAAGUGAUCCAAAGUCGUAUCCACACGAUUUGCCGCAAUGGGGCGGCCAGGGCUAUGAACUGGACGUGUUCAAAUCCCAAACAUCGUUAUCCACGGACUCCGGGCUCUGCACUGAGAGGGGCCUGCGAAGGACCCACAUAGAGCUCUUUAAGCCUCCAGGGAAACGAAUCGGACUUAAACUGGCAGGUCGAUCAGAACCCGGGAUCGCUCCAUCUAUUGUGGGCUUCACGAAGGACUCGGUCGCCCACGAGUCCGACCGGCUAGCCCCUGGUGACAGGAUUUGCAGCGUGAACGGUAUCUCCACGGCGCGACUCACUAAUGACGAAGUUCUUCGGCUACUGGACAAUGUGGAAGAACGAGCUUCACUUGAAGUGGAAUAUUACAUGCCUAAUUAUGCAUCGCAAAACUCGCUCUACAUCACAACCAAGCUAGCAGAGGUCCCGGUGGAGAAGAUUAAUGGAUCGUUAGGAGUGACUAUACGUGGUGGCCUACCGGAGAACUCAGCUCCAAGUGCGGAUCUAGUCCUGAACAGCAGGUCCCUUGAUGCUCAGCCACUGGUGGUCACUCAUGUGAGGCCUGGCGGAGCAGCCUACAAUACUUCAAGAAUAAAGCCUGGUGAUCGAUUGUUGAAAGUUGAUCAUAUUUCCCUAACCAACAAAACACUAUCAGAAGUCCACCAAAUACUCCAGAAUUGUCCUCAAGUAACCAGUCUCACGAUAGAAUAUGACGUUUCUAUCAUGGAGUCGGUGAAAUUGGCAACCGGUCCCCUCCUGAUCGAGAUAGAAAGGCCUUGCAAUGAAGACUUAGGAUUGUUUUUGAGUAACCAAAGGAUACCUGAUGACGUGUACAGUUCAGGGUCUGAUACUUAUCAGAGGGUUGGUGGCUGUAAUGCUAUAUUCAUAGACAGUAUACUACCAGCCAGUAUAAGUGACAGGUGCGGUGCUCUACAUCCCGGAGACCAGCUCCUGGCUUUCGACGAUCACGUCAUUGACGGAAACAAUUAUACCGCCGAAGAGGUGAUGUGCUAUUUGGAAAAUUGCGAAGGCGGUUUCACGAGACUUCAUAUAGCACCGAGGCAUGUUUUAGCCCAUGCUGGACGGUUCACCCGAGAAAACUCAGUAUCCGGCUCGUCGACCCUCAACGCUAAGAAGCACAGGCAAAGGAACUUCAGACAAAGUUCGAUGCCAAAACUUGGCUUAACAGACGAUUACGCAGAAAAUCAGCAGAACUAUAUGAGCAUGGGCGUGUGUCGCGUGGAGUCUCUCAACAUCCAGCUGGAAGUGCCUCCAGGCCAAAGCAGCGGUUUGGCUGUCCACGAAGACAACACUGUACUUGUUAUUUCACAUGUAUCUUCUCAGUCACCAGCUUAUCGGUCUGGCUGCUUGCAAAUCAGGGACAGAGUAAUGUCCAUCAAUGGACAUGAAAACCUAACUGUUGAUGUUGCAAAUGAAAUUUUACAAAGAAGAAAUGAUUCGCAUAACAACAAAUACUUAACUUUAAAUGUGGAAUUCAGUAUGCCUAAUACCAUAGAAGCGUCUAGUGGUGUGUUUAAUGUUAAAUUAGCUAAAACUACUGCUGGCCUUGGAGUAACAAUUACAGGGUGUAAGCAGAAAUUAUUGAGUAAUGAAGAACCAAUGAUGAUAUCAGACAUCAAGCCGGGAUCGGUUGCACAUCGAAGUGGAGCUCUUGCCCCGGGAGAUCAACUCCUAGCUAUCAAUGGACAGCCACUACAUAAUUUAUCGCUAGACACAGCAUUUAAUAUACUACAGAAUUCACCAGAAGACAUAAUUACGUUGAAGGUUAGAAAAAGAGAUUUAACAGAAGACUGGUCAAAUGUACACAAGAACGCAAAACUUACCUUGCAAAGUUUCAGUAAUAUAGAAACUAAAGCUGUAGUGCACAGCGGAGAAGAUUCAGGACAUCAUACUGAUAGUCCAAACAACAGUGCUAAAGAAAGUGAAAGAAGCCAUUGUAGUAACGAAAAUAAUGCUGUUUUCACUGUAGAGCUCAUAAAGCAAGAAAACGGUCCCUUAGGAUUAACGAUUGCGGGUAGCGAAGAUAUAAACCAACCUAUUCUGUUAAGUGGAUUGGUGGAAGGUGGUGUGGCUGAGAAGUGUGGUAAACUAGCUAUAGGUGAUGAACUGUUGAGUAUAAAUGGUGAAAGUGUUUUGAACAAACCAUUGUCGGAAGCUAUAAAAUUACUACAACAAAGUGGUCAAAGAGUUCAGUUGCAACUGUGCAGGAAAGUAACAGGAUCUUUGGAUAAUGCAGAAUCAGCGAGUGCAAGGGAUUCUAGCCAUUCGACAUCAAGUCCAGGCUUAUCUAACGAUAGUGCUGUUGAAUCCUGGGAUCAGAAUACACCAGUUAGAACAAGCGCGAACUGUGUUUAUGUCGUAGGUACCUCAGAAAUUAUAGAAUACGCAGUUCCAGAUAAAAGCCGAAUUACGGAGAAACAACCAUAUUCUCCAUCGGAUGAUGAUAAGCUUAUGGCUUCAUUCAACUCAGCCGCACCAUACACUAUCAACGACUUACCACUACCAAACUAUUCUUUGAAUAAUUCGCUUAAAACUUUCCAUUAUGAAAAUAACUGUAUCAUUCCUGAAGCUACGCUAAAAAAUAAACAAAAUAUAACGAGAGAAGACGACGUGCAGCAAAUUGAAAUUUUGACCUCGACAAUGAAAGACUGCAAAUUGCAUAACAUGGAAAGAUCUUCGUGCAAAUGUGAAUACGUGCAGAUGAGACCAUAUGGUUUUGUAUCACCGAAAACCAGGAGGCCUGAUUGGGAUGAUUUUUUGAAUAACGGUAUCUACACGGUAACAACACCUCAGAAAUCACCAAUGAAGCCCGGUGUUCCGGGAACAAGCUUUCAGUUCUCCACAAGCCCUAUUUACGAAAAUGACGUCCCAGGUUUAUACAGUACCGAGACAUUGUCCCCGGCUAAAGGAUCUAUUCAUCAUGUCAUUUUGUACAAAGACGCAAUCUACGAUGAUUACGGAUUCUCUGUGUCAGACGGAUUGUAUGAAAGGGGGGUUUAUAUCAACCGGAUUAGGAAGGGCGGCCCUGCAGAUAUCGUCGGUUUGCUACGGCCUUACGACAGGAUUUUACAGGUGAAUGGAACACGAACAGUGGAUUACGAUUGCUGUUUGACAGUACCAUUGAUAGCGGCCGCUGGUGAUCGUCUCGAAAUUGUGGUCCAAAGGCUUGUUACGUCCCGAGAAUUGAAAAAUCAGAGGUUUGAGGAUAGCUCCAGCCCGAGUGAAAGUAGUAUAGUGACGAAGACGAUUUAGUGUAUAACCCGGCUGUAAUGUGAUUACAUCCAGAGAGACAACUCAGUGAAUAAGUGCAACAUUUUCAAUGUGGACAAAGUAAAUAAUCAGUGUUAAGCUCCGCGUCGGGAUCGCUUCAUAGAAAAUUAGAUUAAUACGAAUAGUUAAGUUAGUGCCCUAUGCGAAUAAGGAGUUAGGGUUCAAAUGAUUUAUAUACGGUUUAAUAUGAGAUGUGUUUAAAACAUUUUCCGAAAUGAAAAAUUUCAAUGCAUUUUUUUUAUUCUAUUGGGUGAACCUUAAGAGUACUUUAAUUGAGUCUGCGAUUGAUUUAAACUUUUAGAACAGAAACUGACAGAUUAUGAAAGGUCAACGAACCCUCAAAAUUAAGUGAGAGGCUAUUUCAGAGGCAUCAAAUCUGUGCUAGAGUAUAAUGAAAUAGGCCUUUGAUUAAACAUGUGCAAACAGAUGUUGUUAAUAGCAUAUCCAUAAGUUAUCAAGAGAUAACUUAGAGGCAUUAUUCUAAGACAUUUUAUCAGUUGAAUUGAAAUCAAUUUUAAACAAAUCGCAUCUUGAGGUGUAUGAUUCGAAGUUUGUAAUCCUGUUUUAACAUUUUCUUUUAUUUUAAGUAGCUGUGAUAACCCAGUUGAGAUUUUUAGUUCCGAAUACCUGAAAGUAUUUUUAAUAAUUGUGAGUGAUUAAAAACUUCUUUUUUAUUUUACAUUUGUUUAAUUAUUUGUUUAUUUAACGAUUUUAUUUUACUUAUUUUAUAGUUUUCACGGAGACACAUAACCGUGUAAAUGUAUAAUUUUAAAAUUUUGAACGAAAUACGAAAAGGUAACCAAUUAAAAAAUUAUGCUAAGAUUUAUUAUUAGGGAUUAACUGUACAUAAUUUAAAAGAGCAAUUUAUAAUUAGAAUACAAAAGAUUAGGUGCUAUUUUAUUUUAUUUCGAUUCUUUUUUAAUUUAGUUUAAUACAAAUACUCUAUUAACAUGCUGGGAAAUUUUUAUUCAAAUGCAAUGUUUUUUACUUUGUUAUAUUAUUAUAUUUGCCGGUAAAGGCUUCAUAUGAUUUUAAGAUAAAUAAUAAAUACAUCAAAUUACUUGUGUUUUAUGUAACUUCUACCAAAUAAUAAACACCAAAGAAAGUUAUGCCGUGUCUUGCCGUGUUAUUUUACUAUUACUGUAAGAAUAGAUGUAACUAAUAAUGAAAUAAUAACAAUGCCAAAGAUUAACCAAAAUUGAGUAAUAGCCUCUCUGUUUCCAUGAUCCUCUCGAUUAAAAUAAAGUAAUUUUAAAAACAAUAUGUGUCAGAUUUUGAUUUGUCUAUUUAUGUCAAUGUGUUUAUUAAAAAAAAAUGCGACUCAACAUUUUCAUGAUUUUCUUAGUUUUAAGAGUGAACAUGUAUUUCGAAUGUAUAGAUUUUAGUUAGUUGAACUACAAGUUCAAUAAACUAAUAUAAUUCAUUAGUUUACGUGCAAAUAGAUUAAUUGCUAAGAUUAUUAAUAUUUAGGCAAAAAAAAGUAAAAUUUGUAGCUACUGAAAUCAGAUCGGUAGCAUAAUAAAAUAAUAUGUUGUAUGUUAAGCAAAAGAUACUAAUCUGUGUGUUUCCGCAUCGCCCGUGUGUUUCUUAAAACUUAAUAUAGUUAUUGUUGGCAAUUCUGAGAAAGUUUCUGGCAUGCCAUAAUAAAACACAAUUAAUGACGAGUGUUCUCUCCGAACAAUAUAUGUUUAUCUCAUUUGUAAUAUUUAGACGCCAUGACGUAUUUUCUAGCUUAUCGUAAGAUACAUAAUAUUUCUAACCAAAGUACAAGAUAAGCACUUUAUAAAGAUUAUAAUUUUCAUUCGUUUUAUUGGCUGAUAUCAAUUUAAAGAUCUAAAAAGAACCUGCUUAACAACCGAGCAGUGAUGGAGUUAUUCGAGAUGGAGUAAUUUAAUAAGUAGAUUAAAUCAGCCUUCACUUACUUCCUCAAUAAAACAUUCAUUCAACUUCGGUUUUCGAUUAAAUAAAAUAAAAAAUUGUAAAAAUAUAAAGGAGUAAAAUAUGAUUGAUUACAUUAAAGUUUAGAAAUGAGCGUUUGAAUCUUUAGAAUAGUUAUUGUACAGUUAAUUUGUAACUUUAUAGAAAAUAGAAAUGUUUGUUGUAGAUAGAUCAAUAUAAAAUGUUUUAUUAGAUUUGUAACGUUUUCAUGAAAUUGUAAAUAUUAUGAAAAUUAAGUAAUACUUUGAUGUAAUUAGUAAUAAAAAGAAUGCGUGACAUGUAAAUCUGAUUUGUGUUGUUUUUUUUUUCUUUCAUCGCUUCAAUAUUUCAUUAAUUCGUUGAUUCAGCAACAAAUAACAUCAUGUCCUUAAAAAAAAACACUAAGUCAUAAACUUUAAUGUGGAUUCUGAAGUCGUUAAUAAAUUGGUUUUUUUUUACUUUUUCGAACGAUUUGUCAGUCAUCGUAAGUUUUAAAACAAAUUUUUUUAGUCCGAUGUUUCGAUACUGUUUCUCUAUUAGUCUUUUGAAAUAAAAUCAGUGAGAAUGAAACCAUUGGAGUUUUCAUAUAGAAGAUCUGUAUAAGAAAACCAAAGGAAAAUCAUUCAGUUGUAGAUAGUUGUAUAAUGGACUUUUACAUUUAUAUUUUUGUAUCUUAAAUUUUAAGAGUAAUUUAUGUACAUUUAUUUCUAUUUACAUUUAACCUAUUAUUUUAAUUAAUUGGGCUAGAACGUAAUUAUCACUGAAUCAAUAAAACGAUAUACAUGA
Bombyx mori (domestic silkworm) is the source of this 6310-nucleotide messenger RNA. RefSeq names its product glutamate receptor-interacting protein 2 (gene Grip). The coding region runs from base 263 to 3589 and encodes 1108 amino acids. Gene Ontology annotation, molecular function: protein binding. Gene Ontology annotation, biological process: neurotransmitter receptor transport, endosome to postsynaptic membrane. The transcript has 18 exons. NCBI's taxonomy places the organism in Eukaryota, Metazoa, Arthropoda, Insecta, Lepidoptera, Bombycidae. The record is from RefSeq and is a predicted model, not a curated record.